Messenger RNA from Pseudophryne corroboree (corroboree frog), 4833 nucleotides. RefSeq names its product protein kinase cAMP-dependent type II regulatory subunit alpha (gene PRKAR2A). The coding region runs from base 271 to 1482 and encodes 403 amino acids. Gene Ontology annotation, cellular component: cAMP-dependent protein kinase complex. Gene Ontology annotation, molecular function: cAMP-dependent protein kinase inhibitor activity; cAMP binding; protein kinase A catalytic subunit binding. Gene Ontology annotation, biological process: negative regulation of cAMP-dependent protein kinase activity. The record is from RefSeq and is a predicted model, not a curated record. Lineage: Eukaryota; Metazoa; Chordata; Amphibia; Anura; Myobatrachidae. The transcript has 11 exons.
UCCUCACCGCCGUCGCUGCGCGCGCACCCACCUCCUCCUCCCGGCGGCGGCGAGCAGAGGGAUCAGUGCGCGCUGCGCUGCUGUGCCGGUCCUGGGUCCCGUGUGUGUGUGUGAGGAGACGGAGAAGCCGGAGCCGCCUCAGCCUUCCCGCAGCGUGUCAGGGGGGUGGGAGGGGGGAGGGAACGGACGGACUGUCACUCUCCCGGGCCCCGCCACCGUGCCGCCUUGCUGUGAGUGCCCGCCAGAGGGGACGGAGCCCCCCGGGGGACGAUGAGCAUCGAGAUCCCGCCCGGCCUGACGGAGCUACUGCAGGGCUACACGGUAGAGGUGCUCCGCCAGAGGCCGCAGGACCUGGUUGAGUUCGCCGUGCACUACUUCACCCGCCUGAAGGAGAACCGGCUGCAGGAUGGCGCCGGGGCCGCCGCGGCUCCCCGGCCUCACGUCCGCGGGGUCAACUUCGAUGGGGAGCCCAUGCAGACAGAGUCCAACGGGGAGGAGGAGGACGAGGACUCGGACGAAUCCGACUUUGAACCUCCUGUCAUCAAUAGAUUCAAUCGAAGGGUGUCUGUAUGCGCUGAAGCCUUUAACCCAGAUGAAGAUGAUGAUGACACAGAGCCUCGGGUAGUUCAUCCGAAAUCAGACGAGCAGCGGUGUAGGCUGCAAGAAGCCUGCAAAGAUAUUUUACUCUUUAAAAACCUUGACCAGGAACAGUUGUCUCAGGUUCUUGACGCAAUGUUUGAGCUGAGAGUAAAACCUGAGGAGCACGUUAUUGACCAGGGAGAUGAUGGCGAUAACUUCUAUGUUAUUGAACGAGGUGUGUAUGACAUUUUGGUGGCCAGAGAUGGACAGUCCCGCUGUGUGGGAACGUAUGAUAACCAUGGCAGCUUUGGAGAGCUGGCUUUGAUGUACAACACUCCCAGGGCUGCGACUAUUGUUGCCACUACUGACGGAGCACUUUGGGGACUGGACCGAGUCACCUUCAGAAGAAUAAUUCUUAAAAACAAUGCCAGAAAAAGAAAGAUGUACGAGAUCUUUGUAGAAUCUGUGCCCAUCCUGAAGUCCUUAGAGCUUUCUGAGCGAAUGAAAAUUGUUGAUGUAAUAGGAGAAAAGAAUUAUAAGGAUGGUGAUCGCAUUAUUGCACAGGGGGAUAAGGCAGACUGUUUUUUCAUUGUUGAAUCGGGAGAAGUAAAAAUAAUGAUGAAAAGCAAGACGAAGAGCGGCCAAGAAAGUAACCAGGAAGUAGAGAUAACGCGAUGUAGAAGAGGACAGUAUUUUGGAGAACUUGCUCUGGUUACUAACAAGCCCAGAGCCGCAUCUGCAUAUGCAGUGCAGGACGUAAAGUGUUUAGUUAUGGACGUACAAGCCUUUGAACGAUUACUGGGCCCUUGCAUGGACAUUAUGCAGAGAAACAUCACGCAUUAUGAGGAGCAAUUGGUGGCAUUAUUUGGUUCCAGCAUGGACCUUAGAGAUCCAGGAAAGUAGGCACCUUGUUACCUUAGUGCUUUCUCUGUCCAAGACACAGCCAGGCGCCUCCUGUCACGUACGCAGCGCACACAAGGGGGCGCAGAACAGUCACUUCCUGCUGUUGUCUUGGGGGAAUUUUUUUUUCUCUUCUGUUUUUUAGGAAAUGAAUAAAGAAUUCAGCACCAGAGGCCAGGUAGAAAUCCAAUCUAUGCCAUCGGUUUGCUGCUGAGAUCCCGUUAUUAGACCUUCUAAAAAAAAAUAAUAAUAAAAACAUAAUGUGCCUUUCUUUUUAUACUUCCCUGGUUAAGAAUGGCAUACUUUGUGUGAGCGGCUGCUCCGGAGUCUCCGAAGUACACCCAGAAUAAGAUAUUCAUGAAUUUACCACCAUCAUUGACAUCCACUUUCUACAAAAAUGGAAGAAAAAAAACAACUUAGAAUAUAUAGCAAGCUUGACCGCUAAUGAUUGUAUUUUUUAUUUUCUUUCUGAAAAUUUCUGUGUUGCUCCUAAUGAUCAGGAAAGUUUCCUUGUGCUGUAGAAUUCCUUUUUCUUUUUUUCUUUUGUCACGUAAAAACGAAAUGUGUUCUGACUUGAGUAUCCGAUAUUGGUUUCCUGUCUGGAAUUUUUGGUUCUUGUUGAUUAUAACAGCUUAUUAGGGAGAUCAGGAAUGUUCGCUUGAAUUCUGAUUGACCCCUUCAUGCAGUAUAUUUUAAAUUCACAUUUUCUUAGCCUCCUCACCAUACAAAAUUGAGAACCAUGUGAGAUAUAUACCUUACAAUCAGCAUUUUACCAGUCUUUAGGGCCAAACCUCUUUACUAGGAGUAUUUAAACUUAGCCUUACCUUGGCUGUCAUUUAGUCCUGUGUCAUGGCAGCACCUGGGAAGCGUGAAUGAGCAAAUCACUACCUGGGUGGCUUUUCCACCAUUCCCAAUAGCAAAGUAUGUUCCCCCGGUGGUUGGUGUACCAAUUUUGGAAAACUUUUUAACGUGAAACUAUUUAUGCAAAUGCUAUUUUGAUGGCUUGCUCCUAUUCUGGGAUUAUUUAUGUAUGGUACUUUUUUUUUUUUUAAUGCCUAAAUGACAACAAAUUGAUUUUUACACCAAUGUCUGCCCCCCAACUUUUUUUUUUUUUACUGUUACUUUUUUCAUGUAGUGGUUUUGCUAUGGUGAUGUUAAUAAAUGUACGGCAGAGUAACAAAGCUACUGACAGACAUGGCAUUUAAUGACGAGCAUGUUGUGACUGUUACCAUCGCUGGUCUAGUGUGUUGGCGUGAGAGACCCUCAGCGAGAUGUUUCCAGUAUUUCCGAUCAUUUCCUAGCACUUUUUAGACUGUUCUCAGGCUGUAGAAUAUGUGGCAGCUUCCUUGGCUAUUAGAAUGCACUAUUGUGGCUAAUCGUUUUUCAUUUGGCGAUUUGUAUUGGAAAGCUAUUGUGUCCCUGUAUAGCCAUAAUGACCAAAUGAGAGGUUCUAGUUACAGGCAUAGAUUGACAUUUAAUGGGUAACCACUGUACAGUGUAUUGAUUCUUCUCUUGACCCUUUUUAUAGGGCAUUUAACGGAGAUUUGCAUUAGUGGAAAUUGCUGGGGUACGUCUUGCUAUGUGCAGAUACUGCUGCGUGGUUUGGGGUAUUGCUUCUGCCAUCAGUGGCUCUCCCUGCCACCUCAGGAGGAAAUGCCAUGCAUUUAUCCCCUUCUCUGUAGGUACAAUUAUUUGUUGCUAAUGUGCUCCUAGCCCCAGUAUUGACUGCCUCCUUUCCUAUAUUUUAAAUUUAAAUAAAAAUGUUAAAAAGAAAAUAGAUGCAUAUUGUCAGUUGAUGUAAUAAAAUAAAGGGCACAUACAGUAAAUUAUUUUGAUUGUAAAGUACCUCCUGUUUUCUCUUUGCGGGCAGUAUUACCUAUAAUUUUGCUUUAAUUUUUUUUUUUUUUUUUUUUACAAUGCAAAGUUGGCAGUGUUGAUUUUGUAGUAAAAUACAUAAAUAUAUAUAUUAUAUAUUUUCCCACCCACAGAGGUCAUGGUUAAUAUUGAGCCGACAGAAAUAUUUAUUACCUACCAAUGCCUUUACCGCCAGACUAUAUGUGUCUGCCUACGGGGGGGGGGGGGGGAGGGGGUUUCAGCAAUGUUUUUUUGUGCGUUUUUGUUUUCCCCACCUUUUGCAAUGUCCAGUGACAAGCAAAUUAUGAAUCAAUUAGGCCGCGUGAUGGUUAAACCGAAGCCAGAGAGAGAGGUUUAAUAAGAGAGCUCAGCAGCAAAGUGUCUAAUGCAGCAAAGUCUGGUGAGACGUUUGGGGAUUUUACUUACCUUUUGUAGCCUUGCUUUGUAGUCGUGCUGUUGGUGAGAGGAGCAUUUUCUAAUGGUCACAAGCAUCCUGGCCGACCGUAGUUCUGUUUUUUUAUGUCACAGCACAAAUUUCACAUUUUAAAAGUUAUAUAUAUAUAUACAAAUUGCUCUUGUUAAAACACACAACUGUUCUGCACAGUUAAACAAAAAACAAAAAAAACUAAACAAAAAAAAUCUUUGAAUGUCACCUUCCAUUAUUUUCCUCUGUUUCCAGUUGAACGUGUGAUUUCUGUUACUGACGUGUACGUAAAGAUUUGCCAAAAUGUUUUUUUUUUUAACUCCACUUUUUUUUUAUUUUUUUUAUUCAAAUACUCCAUUAGUCGGCAGAAGAUCUUGCAUCCUUCAUGCUGCAGGAUUUCUAGGUUUUAUUUUCUUGUGUUGUCACAUGCAUCCUUUUUCUUUUUCCUUGAGGCCUUCCUUUUGGUUUAUACAGAUAAUGUUUUAUUUCAUGCUACAGGGCUAUGUUGAGGAAUGCCUGAGAUGCCCUUAGUCUCGCGCAGUCCGGUGUGCGUUAAAGGCGCACAUGUUUUUACCCCGUUUGCUUAUACCAACACAAAUGUAUUUCUGACUGAAAGAAGCUACCUCAAGGUGUUAAGUGCUUUGCAGAUCUUUCACCUGUACCCCCCCUUCUACGUGUUACUACUGGUUCUCUUUGUUAUAUUGAAAUGCGUUUGUCACUUACACUCAGCGGAGAUAGUUAUUUAGUGUGCUGAAGCAUUCUACAUCGGAGACACGUGAGAUCGUGUCACUAGCUCCCUAGGGAAUUGACGGAUGGAUCCUUCAUCCUUAAUAAGGCUACCAGCCCGCCGAAUGACAGCGUGCUCUGGUUGUAGGUGACAAGUGCACAACGCAACUAUUGUUUCUGUCUUUUGAUUGGUAUUCCCCUGUUCUUUGACACUCCAACAGUAUUUACAGAAGCAGGGAGUACACAGUCAGUCUUGACCUCCCUGCAACAUUACACCGAUAGACUCCUUCCAGCGGGAUUUCAAAUAUUUAAACUGAUGUUUUAUUAAUAAAUGACGAGAUUAUUAUCUA